CCACUACCCCCCCCCCACACCCCCCACACCCACAUGGCAUUGUCGGUACGGUUUCGUUCAACGUCGAAUUGUACCGAAUCGAGCCAUACCGUCCGAUUUUAAGCGGUAUGGCUUCGAACUGUGCCGAACCGUCCGGUUCGGUGCGGUUCGGGUAUUUUUCGAAAAAAAUGGCUGAAUCGGAUCGGCUGGCCGCCGGUCCGGUUUGGUACGCCCCGUACCGGGCGUUUCAGUCUGGUACGGCAUUCCUUGGAUGAAAGUACGAAGGAGACACUUGUAUGUUGUGGGGCUGGAAGUCAUAUGAAGGUGUUAUGAGGUGGACAUAUGAGAACUUUUUGGAGAUCAUCAAGUGGGACUCAAGAAUGGCUGUUGAUUGAAGAUAUACACUUUGCAAAAACAAAUAAGUAAACAAUAGAAUUAAUCUCAAAUAAAUGGAUAAAGCUUGUGGCUUAUGUUUAUUGCUAGGUAUAUCAAAUUCAUUGUACUAAAACUAAAAGUAUGAAGCACAAGUUGUUUCUGUCACAUGAAUUAUUAAUUUCAUGUCCAUUUCCACUUUUCACACUUAACAACAUUCCUCUUCUUGCUUGCCAUUCAAUAAUUGUUUACUUUAUUGCUCAGUGCCUCCUAUGGUGGUUCAUAAUGAUGAAUGGACAUGGGAAUACAUAUACCAUUGCUUGUAUAUUGAGAAGGCUUUCGAUAAUAUUGUCAUAUCUCCUGGACCAGGAUCUCCAACAUGUCAUAAAGAUGAAUAUGCCUUAAAAUACUUAGUGAGUGCAAGGAUAUUCCAAUCUUGGGUGUUUGUCUUGGCCACCAGGUUUUGCUAUAACAUUCUGGCCUUGGGAUUUGUACAUGGUGCUAAAAUUGUCCAUGCCCUUGAACCAAUUCACGGACGCCUCAGUGAAAUUGAUCACACAGGAUGUGAUCUUUUCAAAGAAAUUCCAUCAGGAAUGGAAUCUGGUUUUAAGGUUGUGAGGUAUCAUUCACUUGUAAUCGAUGCAGACUCACUUCCUGAGGAACUUAUUCCCAUAGCAUGGACUACUUCUGUGCAUACACUUUCUUUCCUGGGAACCCAACAAUCUGAUAUUAUCCUUGGUUCUUUUGGGGAUAAAGCGACUCUACAACCAAUAGGUUUUUUAGAUGGUAAGGUAAAGGAUAAAGGAAUAUCCACUAUUAACAACAAUGUUAAUGGCUUAAAGAGCACAAAAGUACUUAUGGGGGUCAUGCACUCUAACCAGCCUCAUUAUGGUGUGCAGUUUCAUCCUGAGAGUAUUGCUACUUCUCAUGGAAGGCAAAUAUUUAAGAACUUCAAAAAGAUGACAAUUGACCAUGGGUUGAGGACGUCACUGCUUCAUGAAAGAAAGGUUCACAAUAGUGGUAAACAGCAAAUGUUUUUAGUGUCUCAUGCAUGUCAAUCAUCAGAAUUUCCCAGGAGCAAGAUAUUACUUAACAAAUCAGACAUGACACACCACUUAGAUAUGUGCAAACCUCCAAUUUUUGCAUUUAAAAGCAUGGAGGUAAAGUAUGUAAGAAUGCAAUGGAAGAAGAUUGAGGGCUUAGCAAGUCAGGUAGGUGGGUCAGAAAACAUUUUCCGUCAGCUGUUUGGAGAUGAACAUGCUGAAGACACAUUUUGGUUAGAUAGCUCCUCAAAGGAUCAGAGCAGGGCACGCUUUUCUUUCAUGGGUGGUAAAGGGGGGUCUUUAUGGAAACAAAUAACAUUUAGGCUUUCUGAUCAAAUAUCUGAACACACUCGCCAUGAAGUUGGACACACAAGCAGGAAAACAACAAACAAUUUUGGAGGUUACUUAUCAAUUCAAGAUGGUUAUGGGUCAGUGCAUACAACAUUUCUCAAAGAAGGUCUAUUUGAUUUUCUGAACAAGGAACUACAAUCAUUUUGUUAUGACAAAAAGGAUUAUGAAGGGUUGCCAUUUGACUUCUGCGGUGGAUUCAUUGGCUUCAUUGGCAGGUACAAUCUUAAAGUUGAAUGUGGCGCAUCAUCUAACGGCCACAAAUCAACGACUCCAGAUGCUUGCUUCUUCUUUGCUGAUAACCUUGUAGUGAUUGAUCAUUGGAAUGGAGAUGUAUACAUUCUGUCCCUGUAUGAGACACACAGUUUUGAUACCAAAAUGGGAUCGUGUGAAAGCUUGAAAGAGAUAUCAUGGAUGGCUGAAACCGAGAAGAGGCUUAUCAGAUUAAAAGCUAGGGCUGUUAAAAAGCUCAACAUACAGAAGUCACCAUCUAGACCUUCUAACCAAAAUAAGGAUAACUUUGUUGUUGAUAAAUCAAAGAAUCAAUAUAUUGAUGACAUUGAGAAGUGUCUGAAGUUCAUUAGGGAUGGAGAAAGUUAUGAAUUGUGUUUAACAACACAAAUGAGAAAGAGGGUUGACAAAAUAGAUGCUCUGAGACUCUAUCUUAAUCUAAGAGGUCAAAAUCCAGCUCCAUAUGCUGCCUGGCUGAAUUUUACCAAGGAAAAUCUAUGCAUAUGCUGUUCAUCUCCUGAAAGGUUUCUGCGAUUGGAUGGGAAUGAUGUACUGGAGGCAAAGCCUAUUAAGGGUACUAUAACUCGUGGACGAACACCUGAGGAAGAUGAACAUCUCAGAUUACAACUGCAAUACAGUGAAAAAGACCAGGCUGAAAAUUUGAUGAUCGUAGACCUUCUAAGGAAUGAUCUUGGUCGGGUCUGUGAACCUGGCAGUGUUCAUGUGCCUCGUCUAAUGGAAGUGGAGUCAUAUGCGACUGUUCACACUUUGGUCAGUACCAUCCAGGGGAAGAGGAAAUCAAAUGUAAGCCCUAUUGAUUGUGUUAGAGCUGCCUUUCCAGGUGGCUCAAUGACUGGAGCACCAAAGCUAAGAUCAAUGGAACUUCUAGAUUCUCUAGAGAGCUGCUCAAGAGGAGUCUACUCAGGAUCCAUUGGAUUCUUCUCAUACAAUCAGACAUUUGAUCUGAACAUAGUAAUUAGGACUGUUGUUAUACACAAGGGAGAAGCUUCAAUAGGAGCUGGGGGGGCAAUCGUGGCAUUAUCAAACCCAGAAGAUGAGUAUGCUGAAAUGAUGUUAAAAUCAAAGGCCCCAAGGAAGGUUGUCGAAGAGUGCACCAGUGAACUGGAUUUUUGUGACAGCUCAUUCAAGAUGGUCUCAUGAUGUGGUGCUGGGACAUACUACAACUUUCACAAGAUAUCUUAUAUUUAACAAAUGUUAGCAAGUAUUUAAUUGAUUCUUUUCCCUGUGUCUGUAUUAAUAUCCCUGAUUGGGAGUGUUGCAUGGUGGUAAUAACUGAAUACGGAAGGCGCUGAGGAUGUUUUAUAGCUUUUUGUUUUUGUAUUAAUAUCCCUGAUUGGGAGUGUUACGGUGGUCAUAACUUAAUACGGGAGGCGCUGAGGAUGUUUUAUAUCUUUGAUACCAAAUAGUGUAACCUUAUGUUGUUUUGAGAAGUUGAUGAAAAUUUUUGUCUAGCAUACAUCUGUUAUAAUUUCCC
Molecule: messenger RNA, 3468 nt
Organism: Elaeis guineensis (African oil palm)
Lineage: Eukaryota; Viridiplantae; Streptophyta; Magnoliopsida; Arecales; Arecaceae
Source: RefSeq, a predicted model, not a curated record